Molecule: messenger RNA, 5973 nt
Organism: Pantherophis guttatus
Lineage: Eukaryota; Metazoa; Chordata; Lepidosauria; Squamata; Colubridae
Gene: P4HTM
Product: prolyl 4-hydroxylase, transmembrane
Biological process (GO): peptidyl-proline hydroxylation to 4-hydroxy-L-proline
Cellular component (GO): endoplasmic reticulum
Molecular function (GO): iron ion binding; L-ascorbic acid binding; procollagen-proline 4-dioxygenase activity
Source: RefSeq, a predicted model, not a curated record
GUCCGAGUUCGUCUCGCACCGCGGCUCGGGCCACAUCUCAUUCAAUUUGGGCCGGAAAGCCGCAGCAAACUCUCGCUUGGUGCGCGUGGGUGACUUCACGCCGUAGCGUGAUGCUCGGGAGGAGAGUUUCUCCGCCGCGCUCGCGCGUGGUUGCCGUGGUAACGCUUCACCGAGCUUUGGCCUAGGAUGGCUGCGGCGGCCGGGGCAGCGGUGGCGGCGGCGACGGCCGAGCCGGACGACGGGCCUCUCUUGCCAGGCCCUUCCGUGGGGCGACGGGCCGUCUGCUCCCGACCCUACUUCGUCGUGCUGAUGGUGUUCGCGCAUCUCUACGUGAUCAACGUGCUGGGCUUGCUGCUUUUCGUGCACAUCAGCUCCGACGAUGGAGGGGAGCCGGAGCCGAGGAAAGAGGCUCCUGGCCCCGUCCAGGAUGCGCCCCCCGUCCUGCCCGUUUCUUCAGGCAACUUGGACCCUCAGGCUCUGCCUCGCCUGCAGGGCAUUAAGGUGGGCCAUAAACAGAAGUUGCAACUGGUUCCUAACAAAAUCCAUGUUAUGAAAACUCUCAGCUUGAAACCACUUCUUUUUGAAAUCCCAGAUUUCCUGAGUGAAGAUGAAUGUAAAUUAAUUAUACAUUUGGCUCAGCUGAAAGGCCUACAGAAAAGCCAGAUUUUGCCCACAGAAGAUUACGAAGAAGCUAUGGAAAUGAUAGAUAUCAGCCAGAUGGAUAUCUUUAAUCUGCUAGAUCACAACCAGGAUGGACAGCUGCAACUUAAGGAGGUGCUGACACAUACCCGCCUAGGAAAUGGUAGGUGGAUGACACCUGAGAGCAUCCGGGAGAUGUAUGCCGCAGUCAAAGCAGACCCAGAUGGCAAUGGUGUUCUGAGUUUGGAAGAAUUUAAACAAUUGAACAUUCGAGACUUCCACAAAUACAUGGGUAGCCAAAAAGUGAAAAUGAGCGAUCUGGUGCGGAACAGCCAACAUACAUGGCUGUACCAAGGUGAGGGGGCACAUCAGGUCAUGCGCUCCAUACGGCAAAGGGUAAUUAACUUAACCCAUCUGCCGCCAGAGAUUGUGGAGCACAGCGAACCGAUGCAGGUAGUCCGCUAUGACCAGGGAGGACAUUAUCAUGCUCAUAUGGAUAGUGGACCAGUGUUUCCUGAAACUGCCUGUAGUCACACCAAACUGAUUGCCAACGAAAGUGCUCCCUUUGAGACAUCUUGCCGCUAUGUGACAGUACUGUUCUACCUAAAUAAUGUGACGGGAGGAGGCGAAACCACUUUUCCUAUUGCAGAUAACAGGACUUAUGAAGAGUUGUCUCUAAUCCAGAAUGACGUUGAUCUACGUGAUACUCGAAAGCACUGUGAUAAGGGAAAUCUACGUGUAAAACCUCUGCAAGGCACUGCUGUUUUCUGGUAUAAUUAUCUGCCUGAUGGGGAAGGCUGGGUUGGUGAUGUUGAUGAAUACUCCUUACACGGAGGCUGUUUGGUCACUGAAGGAACCAAGUGGAUUGCCAACAAUUGGAUUAAUGUUGAUCCCAAUAAGAGGCGACAGCUCCAGUUCCAGGAGGAAAUGGCUCGAUACAUCAACAGUGAAAAUGAGGACCAAAGUGCAUGGACUGUGGACAAAUCCUACAGCAAUGUGCAUGUAGAGCUGUAAUGUUUGGAGAAUGCCUCUUGGUUGACUUGAAAGCACCUUUUUUGCACUAGCCAUUUUCAGCUCUUCUAUUCUCACGUUUCCCAAUUAUUAUGUUUCUUCAGAGAAUGUAGGGUUGCCUAUCUAGGUAGAUUGGGGAAAGCAGAAGCAGGGCACCUAAUAAUGCAGUCUGAGGGGGGAAAGGAUUAUUUGGCGAGAAGAGACAGUAACUGAGGGCAUAUUUUGAUUUAAUGGAUGGCUUUGCUUAAGGAGAUUUUGAGUCUGUCCGUGAAUCUCUCCUAUGACAUAUGCAAAUCUACCUUCAAGGUUCCUUAUCAUCCUGACUUGUUCUGCUGGAUGCAGUUUUCCUUUAGCUGGCUUUGUAACUAUAAUCUUGUAAUCUGCCUUUCUUUCCAUCUGUCCAGUUUCUUGGUCUUUUCAGGCAACUGAUACGGCUUACAUAAGGCCAGUAAAACCCACAUCAACAAAAGGAUUGCUGCAUAUUCUAGGUUGCUCUGUAGAGAGUGGAAACGGCCAGUCUCAGCCUGUAUGGGAACAGAUCAGUAAAGUGGCAUAGAUGUUAAGAUGUUGGAUGAAGACGAAGGAAACUCACGGUUCAGGUUCACCCUCUGCCUUGGAAGCCGAUUGGGUGAUUUUGGAUCAGUUUCUCUCAGCCCAGCCUCCCUCUAUGAGUGGCUAUUGUGGGGAUAAAAUGAAGAGAGAUCUGACUUGGGCUUUUGUGCAAGUGGGUGUGGGGGGAAUAAUUCUAACCAGUACCAUAUGACAGGGCAAAGUAUAUGUUUUCAGAAGUAAGCAAACUCCCAAGGGAAGGUGUAUACGAUUGCAGGCUUAAAUCCAGAGUUAUGCAAAGGGGUCUUGGGCAUGUUUCUGUUAAAAGAACAUGCAGGAACUAAAAGUACUCGAGGCCUUCCAUGGGACGGUUGUAUGCUCAUCAUGGAAAUUUUUCUCAGGGUUGGACAUAGUUCUGAAUUACUAUUCGGAAAUAUUUAUACCAAUAAUUAUCAGGGAAGUAAUGGAACAGUUAAUAUGUGCAAUUGGAACGUGUGUUGUAUGUGCUGCAGUUGUUAUUUCAGCCAUUUUACUUGUGUGCUUGAGAAGUUGUUUACCUACGGGAAACCUUUUCUUCUGUUUAGUUUUUUUUUUUAUUUGAGCCAGUAGCAUAGUAAUAUUCCUUCUGGAAGAUAAAUAUGUAUUUAGAUAUGCAGUGUGGAACCAGCAAGUUUCUCAGUUAUGAAUUUUUAAAAAAAUGUUCUGUAGGAUUAGGCUUAAGGUAUACGCAGAUCAUAUAGCUUAGGCUUAAUUAUAUUGUGUCUCAUGAAAUGAAUAGCACUUUUCCGUUGUUCCUCUGCAUUCAGUGAGCUACUGCCUCUGAAUGAGGGGCUGGAUAUAGCAGUCAAGAGGGUAAGAGUAUCUGGUAGACCAAUCCGAAAUGAAUUUAGCUCCAUUUUAAAUCUGUCCAGUAAGCAGCCUUGCUAAGCAACAUCUUGGACUGUGAACCACAUUGUCUGGAAUAUACUUCCUAAUUUUUUUUCUGACCAAGAGCCCUCAAAUAAAAUACAGGCAGUCCUCGUUUAGCAACUGCCUCUUUUAGCAAUCGUUUGAUGAAAAAGUAACAAACAAUCCUCACAUUUAAAGCCUUUGCAGGUCUGUGAAGCAAUGGAAAGCUGAAGUAAAAUCAUGCGAACAAUUGAUGUUUCACUUAGUGACCGCUUUGCUUAACAAUUAAGUUGCUGGUCCAAUUGAGAUGGCUAAACAAGGACUACCUGUAAUCUUUUGUCAUAACAAAGGUUCUUUGAGCAUCACUUGAUAGCCCUUUUGUGCACUUUUCCUAACUGUAAAAUAAAUUGGGGUGGAGGGUGGGGUAAGACUAAGCAAAAGGAGUUUCCUUUGUCUCAGUAGAGCUGCCAUUCCCCCUCCACCCCUUCCUCAUUUAUUGCCUUGAAUACAGGUAGUCCUCAACUUACGACCACAAUUGAGCCCAACAUUUCGGUUGCUGAGACAUUUGCUAAGUGAGCUUUGCCCCCAUUUUAUGACCUUUCUUGCCACAGUUAAGUGAAUCACUGCAAUUAUUAAGUUAGUAACACUUGUUCAGUGAAUCUGGCUUUCCCAUUGGCUUUGCUUAUGAGAAGGUUGUAGAAGGUGAUCACACGAUCCCACGACACUACAACCGUCAUAAAUAUGAUUCAGUUGCCAUGCACCUGAAUUUUGAUCACAUGACCAUGGAGAUGCUGCAAGGGUCGCAAGUGUGAAAAACGGUCAUAAAUCACUUUUUUCAGUGCCGUUGUAACUUCGAACGGUCACUAAGUGAACUGUUGUAAGUUGAGGACUACCUGUACUGAUACUUAAGUGUCAGUAAUAAGAAGAAAUGGCAUUAAACCAGGAGAAGAUGGAAUUUCUGUUGCACUGCAUUGCACCAUAGGAGAGUACCAGUUCUUGGCAAAUAUUCUCAUAUUUUUUUUUUUUUUUUGUACAAAGGCUGGAAUUAGUUUCCUUUAUUCCUUUUUUCCCUCAUACUCACUGGGGAGACUGAAAAAGGAUUUCCAGUUGCAGAAUUCUUAAAGAAAUUUGGACAUCUUGAGUUGAAUCAAACUGCAGGUUUUGGUAAUAGACAUUAUUAGUAGCUUGCUGCAGAAAGCAAGAGUGCUUUUGCUUUGGCCAUUUAAAUCACAGUGAGCAGAUUUAUCUCUUGUCCAGUUCAACAGAGCAGGGGUUGGUUUUGAUUUGAGAAAACUAAUAUUGUAAUGGGCCUUCUAGCCUGAUGAGAAAAUGAAGCGUGUUUCCCAUCUCCUGUUACGUUUUGACGUUUUGGUGACUAGAGGAAUAUAUUUUAAGGUUCAAUCUGGUGGCUGCUAUUUUGCCCUGGUGUCUCCAUUACAAUAUGAACAGCAUUAAGUGGUAGGACAUUUGCGUGCUUCAAGACUUGCCCUUCCUACCUAUAGCCUUAUUGAGGUAAAAAUCCAUUGUUAUUGUGAUUGUUGCAUAUGGAAUCAGUUUGUGUUUCUUCCGGUGAAUUUCAUUCCAAGCAAUUAGAAGUAACCACCUCUAAUUUUAUUGGAGCUCUUCAGUGUUGCCUUAGAGAGUUGCAUAGCGUGUUGUCUCCUAAGCCAAAAAUAGCUCACCCACCAUGUUACGUAAUUUGGCAGAUGUUUGACAGCACUCUUGCUAGUCGAUUGUUGUAGUCCCAGGCAGACAAAACCCAAACCUUGGGUGCUUAUGUGUCACUUGGUGGAAAACUAGUUAUGUAACUCUCCUGUUCUGUUAGUGUGUUUGUGAUCAGGUGAACAAGUUGCAGAAUUUUCCCAGAUGAUACCUGAAGGAUCAAUUUAAAAAGCAGUGAAAACUUCGCUCCGAUCCUCAGUAGUGUACUCUCAAAUGUAAUAGAUUUAAGUGCAAAUUAUUUCCAUGAAAAAUACUUAUGAUUGCAGCUUUAUUAUAAUUCCAUUCUAAUUUUUCAUUUUUAUGGGGAAAAAAAUAGCUGCUUAGUAACUUGUACCCUGAAACAUCUUGGGUUUUUAGAUGUGGCCUUGAUUCAAGAAAUGUCACUGAACAGAUAGUUUAAUAAAUCAUUUAAACAUUGUAUUGAUUCCUUUCUAAGGCCCGUUUAAUGGCAUCAACCUAGCAUUCAUUCAUGGGUCCUAAUUUCACAACAUACUUCUGAAAUGCGAAUAGGUUGAAUGCAAAAUGGACACCACCAGCCUCCCCAUUUUGCUUUUCGUGUGUGGUUUUUGGGAUCUAAUGUCAUAUAUGAGAGUUUUGAGAGGGACUGUACCUCUGCCUUGGGCUUCAUUCAAUUAGCAGAGACUAUCCCAGAAAAAAUGUAGGUAUGUUGUAAGAGUUAAGGAGCCAUCAGUAAGGUUGGGUAUGAUGGCGCUUUGUGACUGCAGCCUACAAAAACAAAAACUCCUGCCAGACAUGUGUGAAUGCUUUAAACAGCUGCAUGGCUUGAGAAUAGCCUGGUUCUCUAGCUUUCAGGAAUGUACAGGGUUUGUUGGGGCUCAACCACAUGCAACGAAGCGAGUGGCAUUUAAGACAUUGGUUUGUGUUAUUGAAUCAUGUUUUUUUUAAUUAUCCAAAGGGUUGUCUAGUAUCCAUAGAAAGACUUGAACUUCUUAGUAAUUAUAGCUAGUUUUUGAGUGAUGUGCUUUGCCAGUUCCAUAUUUGUAGGUAACUGGUGAAUACUGACUCUUUUAUUUUUAUUUGUGUGUGUUCCCUUCAAUUCUUCAUUUUGGAUACUUUUUUUUCUUAUUUAAUAUUUAUUUAAUUUAUUGUGUCCCAUGCACUGAUGUAAGGCUGUCAGUCCUGCAAAUAAAUAUUUGAAACCCA